Molecule: messenger RNA, 7641 nt
Organism: Struthio camelus australis
Lineage: Eukaryota; Metazoa; Chordata; Aves; Struthioniformes; Struthionidae
Gene: KIF3B
Product: kinesin family member 3B
Biological process (GO): mitotic spindle organization; microtubule-based movement; spindle elongation
Cellular component (GO): microtubule associated complex
Molecular function (GO): microtubule motor activity; microtubule binding; ATP binding
Source: RefSeq, a predicted model, not a curated record
UUAUUAGGAAUCUUCUCAUUGCGUUUCACAAGCUGUGCAGUUCUAGAUCUUUAAUGUAAGGCCACCACUGAGUAAUAACACAGUCUUUUUGUUCCGAUUUAAAUGGUAGCUCACUGUGCUAAUGACUGGGGAAUGCAUCAGCAUGUUUCUUCAUCUUUACAGCAUGGAUCUGUGAGCUGGAUCUUGUGCAACAUGAGUUUAGACUAAUGCUGAAUCUUGUAAACCAGAUGGUACUGAAUCAGGUGGUGCACCAGAGCAGGACUGUGGAAUUUACUUCAUUAUAGAGCUGGCUUUUAUGGAAGAUUCUAAUCAAAGUAUAUUGGCAAAAGAAAAAUAAUAGCAUAGAUCUGGGUGAAGCAGUUCUCCUUGAAAUAUCUAAGGCAAAUAUGAUUGUCUUCAAUUUCCCCAUGAAAACAGAUGCAUGAGAGUUCUAGCUGAGGAAGAUACUAGUGUUAGUUUGCAGAACCCAUCCAUUAGGACAAUCCUAUUAGAGAAAGAAUAGGGUGGGCUCCAAUCACUGAGAGCUUUAUGAAAUUUUUAUAAGAAGUGAUAUGAAAGGAGCUGAAAUGACCUUCUAAAGCGUACUGAGAAGAGCAAAUCCUGGCUAACGUCCACAUCACACCCUGGUGUCCUCUGGGUGCUUGAGGAAUGGACAACACAUAAUGCAGAUUGUUCCACCUUUAUAGCUUUCCCUUCCACUCUCUACUGAAUGUAAGCUGGGAACGCUGCCCUCUGUUUUAAGUAUGCUAAAGGUAUUUUUGCAACAGAUAGAAAUGCAUAAUCAACAUCGACAAGGAAGUUUUGGAAAUGGGAUAGAAAGAUCAGGAGUUCUGUGGCUCCGAGGGAUGCAGAGAGCGCAGGGCCUUGAACUGUUCCCAUCAGAGGCAGCCAGACUUCGGAGACCGGCGAGAAUAUGCGUCUCACUUCAGUCCCCCUCGUGGGCAAGAUUAGAAGUGACUUUGAAUUUUGUGGUGUGAAAGAAUUGACUUUACAGCACUGAAACGAUAAUCCUGAGCAGUGGCAACAACACGGACUAAACAGGCGUUCUACAGUAACAGGCAUUGCAGCUUAGCUAAACUAGGUGGUGGAAAUAUUCCUCUUAGUUGCCAACAGAAUUCGGCAUCCACCUCACUGGGGUAAUUUACUCCUCUUACUGCUUUGUUUUACGAUAUUUGUUAGUGUUAGAAUACUGUGCUACGUUUGGUGGCUUUAAUGAUUUCCUUUGCAGUGAGCUGGAUUGCAAGACUGUGUGUAUAUUUUUGUGUAGCAACUAUCUGCUGUCACUUCAUUCUUUGACAGGAUUCUUUGUGGCUGGAUGGUCCUGAUGAUACAUCACAUAACAUGUGAAGGGGAUUGGCAAAAUUAUUGCAAUAUAAACGUCUCAUAAAAAAGAAAAUGUUUCCUCAGUAGACAGGAGGCUUAAGAAGAGGAACUCUGAAAGUGCUAUAUUUCUGUUUUACAAUCUCUCUCCAGUUCUGGUGGGUAGGUGAAACGCUUGAUCUAAGUACCUGGCCGAUUUCCUUUCAAGAGCCUAUGAGCUGCAUCCUGAACGAUAUGGAAAGAGCGACUCUGCUUUGGUUUUUCACCGUGUGAGAUUUAAAACAAAAAGCUAAUACCAGACCACAAAGGGAGUCCAUGACAAAGCACUAAUUUUUUUUUAAAAGGUUUAAAAAGCAUUACCACUGUUCUAAGGGUCAAGAAAAGGAUCUCUCCCAGCUGUAAAGAUGUGAUUUGAUGAGGAUUCUUUUCAACAUAGCUUGUAUAAACGAUACUGAUUGAUGGACAGGCUUCUGUAAAAUGAUACUGUGUCAGUUCAGCGCUUUCUAAAGUUUUCGUCUUGUACCUUGUUUUAUGCUUCAGAAUCCCUCACAAGUUAAUGAAUGCAAAACGCUGCUCAGAGAGAUGAGCUGAAUCUUUGGCUUUGUGUAAAAUUGUCAUCUGCUGAAAACUGCAUUCACAUACUCCUCCUUUGUUUGUUUUUUAGGUUUCUAGCCCUGGAUCAUCCAUUGGUCAGAUCACGCCAGCCACAGACCUGCUGUCAUGUCCAAGUUAAAGAGCUCCGAGUCUGUUAGGGUGGUGGUACGAUGCCGGCCAAUGAACAGCAAAGAGAAGGCUGCUUCAUACGAAAAAGUUGUUAAUGUGGAUGUCAAGUUAGGGCAGGUUUCAGUGAAGAAUCCAAGGGGAACGUCUCAUGAACUGCCUAAAACUUUCACCUUUGAUGCUGUGUAUGACUGGAAUUCCAAACAGGUGGAACUCUAUGAUGAGACCUUUCGACCUCUUGUGGACUCUGUUUUGCAAGGGUUUAAUGGGACGAUCUUUGCAUAUGGGCAAACUGGGACAGGGAAAACAUAUACCAUGGAAGGAGUGCGUGGUGAUCCUGAAAAAAGAGGGGUCAUCCCCAACUCAUUUGACCACAUCUUCACCCACAUCUCUAGAUCGCAAAAUCAACAGUACUUAGUUAGAGCUUCUUAUUUGGAGAUAUACCAAGAAGAAAUCAGAGACUUGUUAUCAAAGGAUCAAUCCAAGAGGCUGGAGUUGAAAGAGAGACCAGACACAGGGGUAUAUGUUAAGGAUUUGUCCUCCUUUGUUACAAAGAGUGUCAAAGAGAUAGAGCAUGUCAUGAAUGUGGGAAACCAAAACCGCUCUGUUGGCGCCACCAACAUGAACGAGCACAGCUCUCGUUCUCAUGCCAUUUUUGUGAUCACUAUUGAAUGCAGUGAGUUAGGACUUGAUGGAGAGAACCACAUCCGUGUCGGAAAACUUAACCUGGUAGACCUUGCAGGCAGCGAGCGCCAAGCUAAGACUGGAGCGCAGGGGGAAAGGUUGAAGGAAGCUACUAAAAUCAAUCUCUCCCUUUCAGCUUUGGGCAAUGUUAUAUCUGCCCUAGUAGAUGGCAAAAGCACACACAUUCCAUACCGGGACUCAAAACUAACUAGGCUUCUCCAAGACUCUUUAGGUGGCAAUGCCAAGACUGUGAUGGUGGCCAAUAUAGGCCCUGCCUCUUACAAUGUAGAGGAAACUCUUACAACACUGAGAUAUGCCAACCGUGCCAAAAACAUCAAAAACAAGCCAAGAGUGAACGAGGAUCCUAAGGAUGCCCUGCUACGAGAAUUCCAGGAAGAAAUUGCUCGACUAAAGGCACAAUUGGAAAAACGGUCUAUUGGCAAAAGAAAGAGGAGGGAAAGGAGGAGAGAUGGUGGGGAAGAGGAGGAGGAUACUGAAGAAGGUGAGGAUGACGGGGAUGACAAAGAUGACUAUUGGAGGGAACAACAAGAAAAGCUGGAAAUUGAAAAGAAAGCUAUUGUUGAGGAUCACAGCUUGGUAGCAGAAGAAAAGAUGAGACUGCUGAAAGAGAAGGAAAAGAAAAUGGAGGACCUGAGGCGAGAGAAGGAAGCAACAGAAAUGUUGAGUGCUAAAAUCAAGGCAAUGGAAAGCAAACUUCUAGUGGGAGGGAAAAAUAUUGUGGAUCACACAAAUGAACAGCAGAAAAUCCUGGAACAGAAACGGCAGGAAAUUGCAGAACAGAAACGUCGGGAGCGAGAAAUCCAACAACAGAUGGAAAGUCGGGAUGAGGAAACUCUGGAACUGAAGGAGACCUAUAGUUCUCUACAGCAAGAGGUGGACAUAAAGACCAAAAAGCUCAAAAAGUUAUUUUCCAAGCUGCAAGCUGUGAAGGCAGAGAUCCAUGAUCUCCAAGAGGAGCACAUCAAGGAGCGUCAGGAACUGGAACAGACCCAGAAUGAGCUUACCAGGGAAUUAAAGCUAAAGCACCUGAUUAUUGAAAAUUUUAUUCCACUGGAAGAAAAGAAUAAGAUCAUGAACAGAUCGUUCUUUGAUGAAGAGGAGGACCAGUGGAAACUGCAUCCCAUAACCCGUCUGGAUAACCAGCAGAUGAUGAAAAGACCAGUGUCUGCUGUAGGAUACAAGAGGCCAUUGAGCCAGCACGCCAGGACGUCCAUGAUGAUUCGUCCAGAAGCCCGGUACAGGGCAGAGAAUAUUGUGUUACUGGAGCUUGACAUGCCCAGCCGAACAACUAGAGACUACGAGGGUCCAGCCAUUGCUCCCAAAGUUCAGGCUGCUCUAGAAGCUGCUCUGCAGGAUGAAGAUGAGAUACAGGUAGAUGCCUCAACCUUUGAGAGCACUUCAAAUAAAAAAUCAAAAUCCAGGCCUAAAACUGGAAGGAAAUCAGGGGGAUCCUCUUCAGCAGGCACCCAUAGUUCUCAGCUUUAUCCACAGUCACGAGGGCUGGUUCCAAAGUAAAACCAGCAAUUCCUCUCCAGGGCGUGAACAGCCUUUGCCUUCUGAGAGCAGAGUCAAGUAAAAACCUGCAGAGAGAACUCCCAGCCAGACUCCAAGCCCUUUCCCCUGGAGAUGGCCUCUUUGCUGUUUAACUGACUUGUGCCAGUCCAGGUGCAUUGAGCCACAGGAAGAUAUGUGCUUGCAAUUCAGCAUUUGGCCUCUGUGGGAAACAGAUUUUUAGUUAGGAAAUCAGAAAUGCAUGAGGUACGUUAAAGUGUAUUAGAAGCAAUGGGAAGCAUGGGGAUCACCUCACACAGCAUCACCGUCUCUCCUUCUGCUCUAGCCCUUUUGCUGCGCUGGGCUUUUUUUUUUUUUUUUUUUUUUUUUUUUUUUUUUUUUUGCUGUUGGGCAAUAAGAAGACAGAGUUGAAAGUCAUCUCAACAGAACCACCGCUACAGAACUUCAUAGUGAGAACGAAAUGAGGUUAAAAAGCAGAAGGUGUAUCCAAACUUGAGUAGGUGCUUAGUUUUUUCCUCUUCCUGCUUAAAAGACUGGCAUCAUCAUUUGGGGUUAAUACAUUGGUCUGAGCAGUCAGGAUGGCAGCUGUCAUCACGUGCUCACAGCUAGCUGUGCCUCCCUUUCAGAAACCUAGAACAAAGAAGGGUCUCGGAAGCAUCUUUGUGCUCUCUGGAAAGGAAGCAAUAGAAACUGAAAUCCUUUACUUGUUUACAGGCAUAAGUUAAGAGCUCCUCUAAACUGACCUCCUACAGACCUUACCCCGUCAAUAGGAACCACCUUGUCAACGAAUACAACUGCAUACCAGUGCCAGCUCCACAGCUAUCUUCCUCUCUCUUGCCUCCAUCUUUACCCCUGGCAUUUGAAACCAGUACCCAUGCUGAGUCUUUGAACUGUGGGGUGAUGUAUGGCCAUUUUCUCACAUCUCCCACUGUUCAUAUGAAAUGUAGCAUUGGCUUGGAGCUUUCUUCCUAGCAGGCUCAUAGGGCUGACUCUACUCUUCCCCUUUAGGCUGGGUAAAGAGCAUAGCACCAUAAAGCGAAGCUAUCUUUAAGUGCACUGUUCUUGUGAGUAUGGUCCCUCUGCUUGGGGUCUAAGGAGGUUCAGUAUUUGGUACCUUCUGUGCCUCGCCUGUUCCACGUUAGAACUUCUCCCUUUCCACCUCCCGGACCACUCGGGGCCUGGUAGGAGUGAAGGCCCUGUGUAACUGAGUCUGAGUAAUGGAAUCUGGUAUUAAUUCCAGGGGUUGUACUUUGAAACAAGGGAGGAAGAACUCCUGCUUUCGAUGGCCUCCUCCUAAAGGCUUCCCUAUGAAUAAGCAGGCUGCUGUAAUGCUGCAGGCUUGUGUGGCAGGGUAGAGGGAAGUGGAACUGCCCUGUUGAAGACAGAGUAAGGUGUUCCUGUCUAGUGUCUCACAGCUCAGUUGUAAGUUUUAGUUCAUUGUAUAUUGAGACUUGGGAUGUUACUUUUUCUGGUUGCUGUUGGCUGUCAUCCUAUGAAUGUUUUUACCUGUUUCCUCUCCCUCACUGAUGACUUCCUCCAGACUGACAUGUGUGAGUGUAUGAGGACUUGCCUGGUUUUAGAAAUGCUCUGAUGUAUGGACUCUACCUUGUGUGCUCGUUAAGUAUCCACUGAGUGACUUCGUCCAGGCUGGAGAACUCCAUUGUAUCUGACUCCCAUGAGCAGAAAGAACUGAACACUCAGCACAGAGCUCACCUCUGCAUCUUGCGGGCAUGAUGCCUCGGUGAGCCAGCUGCCCAGGUGGGCCCGGGUUAAAUUCUGACUCAGCUGCUUUGAUUCAUGGAGUACUUUUCUGGAUCACGAGAUUAAUAUAUAUUUUUUAGUUUUGGUGGAGGAAAGAGGAGUUUGCCUGUAGUUGAAAGAGUAGCCAUCGGACAAAUUUCUUUCAACCUGGAAUGGAAACCUGGCCUAAUCUUUCUUUCUAUAGUCCACUGUUUGUGUACGAAGAGUCUUUUAAUUGGCUCUUGUUGCAUAACGUAGUGUCAUCUUCUUUCCCUCUAGCACAUAAUCUUCUGUACUUCAGCGUUUUAAAAGAUAAUUGUACGGCUUAAGUGCUCAGAAAAUGGAAACGAAACAAGGGGCAACAUAAUACAUAUACACAUAUGUGUACCUAGAUAUGUACACAUAUGUUUCUAUAUGAAUAUGCAUGCACAGACACAAUGGUGUUUGCACAUGUGUGCACUACUUCAGUCACUGCUUUUCCAUAGGGAAUUUGAUAUUAAAAGCUGAAAACUCACCUUGUGGCAGGAUUGGUACAGUGGAAAUCACAGUGCAAACCUAAACUGUUCUUGUUUUAGUGUUAAUAAGCUAGCUGGUUAAUAUGUCAGAAAGGCUCUGCUUUUAAUUUUGUAGAAAUUCAUUAGCAAGGUGAAAGAAAUUCAAUAGGAUGGAAAAAUAAUAAAAUUGGAUGUUUAGUCACUGUAUUUAAAUCGGAGCUGUGGAUAGAGAGGUGGUUAGUGUAUUCAUGGGCAAUCUCAGAUUGUUACAGAAGCUUAGAUUCUCAUGUUGAUUGACUUACCCGUGAAUAGAUACUCAGUGGCAAUGAUAUUAAGAUAAAAUAUAUUGUCAUAGCCCAACAAAACGCACUGAGUUCUGGCUUGAAGUUUCUAAAAAAUGAUCCUGCCAAGUUUGCGUCUCUCUGGGUGUUAUCUGAACCAUCUGGGCUUCCUGCAGGUUAACAGCCAAAGACAGGAAAUCCAGCAGACUCCUGGAAGAGGCCCUUGGACAGUGUGUGCAAUCAUAGUCUCUUCACAGGAAUGUUUAAUAUCCUUCUCAUUUUUGCUCUGAUCUGUAUAAUGGGAUCUAACUUUUUUUAAAAGUUACAUGCAGUAAAAGUAGGUCUUUGGCUCUGGGAGCAAGCACCAUGUGAAAACGAAGCGUAAGAAUUAAAGCACUUUCUUAAAAUUCUUAAUAUAGGUCUGAUGGCUUUUUAAAAAAUAUAUGCAUGCUGCUUGAAUCUUCAAAAAUACACACAUCUAGCCUGGCAUUUUGGACUACAUCGAUGCAUUAUACAGAUCAGGCUUCUGUUCAAGAGUAUUUUUUGGUUUUUUUUUUUUUUCUUUUGAUGUAGUAAGUCUGCCUCCACUGAAAACAGAGUGUUUGCCAACUUUCAGAGAGACACCUCUAAACUGGAUCUAUCCUCUCUUCUCAUCUAUAAUGUUUACCAUGCACCAGGGUUUAAAAAGAGCAGUGUGACUCUUGUGGGUCUGUUUCUGCUGUGUUAAUACACAAAUCGGAAGACCAUAACCUGCAAAAGCCGUAAUUAGACACUGAGAUGGAACUGAGUGAGAACACUCGUCCUGUUUGCGCUGCGCUGUACGAUGGUGGGUUUAAUGCUCUGUGGUCUAGGUGCUUAUUACCUUCUUC